AUGCUAAAGCCUAUUGCACCAUUAAUCUUUCACCAGACACGCAUUGGCAACGUGUGGAUAAUGAUUCAGCCCGCUACUUUCGAAAAUUUUGAGCUGCAGAUCAGCACAUCGCGCAAGCAGUGGAAAAUAAGAAACGACCUGCAGAUGUCCGAUGAUGAGCUAACAGUUGACACCCUCGAUUCUAGGUACGUUGAUCGUUGGGACUCGUGA
This is a messenger RNA of Plasmopara halstedii, 210 nucleotides long. RefSeq lists its product as uncharacterized. The record is from RefSeq and is a predicted model, not a curated record. NCBI's taxonomy places the organism in Eukaryota, Oomycota, Peronosporomycetes, Peronosporales, Peronosporaceae. The transcript is spliced from 4 exons. The coding region runs from base 1 to 210 and encodes 69 amino acids.